Acomys russatus (golden spiny mouse) is the source of this 714-nucleotide messenger RNA. RefSeq names its product ubiquinol-cytochrome-c reductase complex assembly factor 3. The coding region runs from base 6 to 275 and encodes 89 amino acids. NCBI's taxonomy places the organism in Eukaryota, Metazoa, Chordata, Mammalia, Rodentia, Muridae. The record is from RefSeq and is a predicted model, not a curated record. The transcript is spliced from 2 exons. Gene Ontology annotation, biological process: mitochondrial electron transport, ubiquinol to cytochrome c; mitochondrial respiratory chain complex III assembly. Gene Ontology annotation, cellular component: mitochondrial inner membrane.
CCUUGAUGGAGGCUGUUCGUAAAGCACUGGCAGUGGUUGCGGUGCUGGGCGUAGGGGCUGGAGUAGGCUCCAUUCUGUUUGUUCUUGUGACCCCAGGAGAACAACAGAGGCAGUCGAUGCUGAAGGAGAUGCUGGAACAGGACCCGCAGCGCAGGGACGAAGCGAUCAGGACUAAGGAACUAAUGAUGGCUACGCUGAGGGAGGCCGCAGCCACGCAGGAGAACGUGGCCUGGAGGAAGAACUGGACGGUUAGCGGCGGCGGCAGGUCAGCGUGACACCAGGAGCUCGUGGAUGGGCGCGGGGACCUUUGAGGCGCAUUUCUUCGUGCGCCGGGCGUGGAGUCCCGAUUCAGGAGACACGCCACGACUCUGAGGCACAGGGAGCUGCGGACACGGGGGCUUGAUUGUGGAACCAAAAGAAAAGAAUAAAUCCAGUUCACCUGUUAAGUGGAUUCCGCAGCGGGGCGUCUUAAACUAGAAAGACAGGGUGGGUGUGGUAGGGCCCGAAUACUGAGGCAACUGUAAGCCACUUACUUCCCCUGGAGAGUUCUAAAUCCAGUAUGCUUUCCGACGAGCAAAACAGGUCACGUGAUAUGUUUCCUUCUGCAGCUGGCUAUGAAACACUUUUCUUUUUUGGUUUUUCGAGACAGGAGUUCUCUGUGUAACAGCUCUGGCUGUCAUGGAACUCGCUGAGUAGACACAGGCUGGCCUCGAA